GUUAUCAUUAUAAUUUGUUAUUUUUUUAAAAUGUCGAACAAAUAGUUAUGAGUAACGUAAUAAAUAUUAAUACCCGUUCGUCUAUACCUUUGUACUUGUACUAACAGAUUAAUUAAUUUUUAUUUACGAUAAAUAUUAUUAACUAAUAGAAAUAUAAUUAUAUACAAGAUAGCAGAUUAGCGUAGAAAAAAGAGUUACAAUUUUUUUUUUUUAUACUUUUUUUUUUUAUUAACAAAUUGAUAAAGUAACUGUGACUUUUAAGAGUCUUGUAGACAUUUUUAUCGGCACAUUGAUCGAGUACUGAGCAUUCAAAUUAACAAUGGAAAGUCCAGAAACUGAACAAUCGAAUGUAGAAGAACGACUAAAUAUUUCGGGAGAAUUGACAGAUGAACAAGAAACUCCAGAGGAACCAGAGGAAAGUGUUCCAGUAGUUGAUGAAGAGACAAAAGAAAAAUUAUUAAAACUACCUCUUGGAAGAGUUAAAAUAAUUGCUAAAACAGAUCCGGACGUUAAUUUAAUAAAUCAGGAGGCCAUGUUCCUCAUUACUAAAUCAACGGAAUUAUUCAUUGAUUCGAUAGCAAAAGAAGCUUAUAAAUAUACCGUUCAGGCAAGAAAAAAAACAGUUCAAAAAAAAGAUUUGCAACAGGCUAUUGAUAACAUUGAUGCGCUUGCAUUUUUAGAGGGAAUGUUGGAACAGUGGACGUAAUUAUUAACAUAUAUUUUAAUAAAUUACGAAAUUUUUCUUUUUUUUUAUCAAUACAAUAAAUAAAAUAAAUUUUAUACUUUUAA
This is a messenger RNA of Microplitis demolitor, 789 nucleotides long. RefSeq names its product DNA polymerase epsilon subunit 4 (gene PolE4). The record is from RefSeq and is a predicted model, not a curated record. Bases 320 to 706 code for a protein of 128 amino acids. Lineage: Eukaryota; Metazoa; Arthropoda; Insecta; Hymenoptera; Braconidae. Gene Ontology annotation, molecular function: protein heterodimerization activity. Gene Ontology annotation, cellular component: nucleus; epsilon DNA polymerase complex. The transcript has 3 exons.